Hippocampus comes (tiger tail seahorse) is the source of this 3601-nucleotide messenger RNA. RefSeq names its product transmembrane prolyl 4-hydroxylase-like. The record is from RefSeq and is a predicted model, not a curated record. Bases 334 to 1854 code for a protein of 506 amino acids. NCBI's taxonomy places the organism in Eukaryota, Metazoa, Chordata, Actinopteri, Syngnathiformes, Syngnathidae. Gene Ontology annotation, cellular component: endoplasmic reticulum. Gene Ontology annotation, molecular function: procollagen-proline 4-dioxygenase activity; L-ascorbic acid binding; iron ion binding. The transcript has 9 exons. Gene Ontology annotation, biological process: peptidyl-proline hydroxylation to 4-hydroxy-L-proline.
AUUGACCGACAGAUGUCGCUGUCUGAUUUGCUAUGACCGGAAGUCGUGCGUAUGUUCGUCCUGUUAUGCAGGUUGUCAGGGGGAGCAGGUUAACACGAGCUAGUUAGUGAAGGAUUAUGUCAAUGAUGAAAAAAAUAUUAGCUCGAGAAAAUAAGCGUUUUCACGUCUGCAUUUUUGCACUGAAUGAUAUUAAUUUGUGCAAAACAACAGCUACGAUUGUGUGUUAUUUUUCACGGAAACAGCCAAGGACAGCUAAGUAUCAGGCUAGUUACCGGACAGACCUAAGUUACGCAGAUCAGUAUUGAUCUUUAAAACAGCCCCCAAAGUCUCUAGAUGGACGUAGACAUGGAAAACAUUCAGGAAAAUCUACAGCAUGAUGAGGACUCUUGUGUCAGCGGCAUUGCAUCCUCAUCAUCCGACAUGCAGUCGUUACGCUCCACUCGCCUACCGGUCCAGAGGAGCAACAUCUGCUCUCGGGCUUACUUCGUCGUGGUGAUGGUCUUCUUUCACGUCUACAUCCUGAACGUUAUCGCCUUGCUGCUAUACGUGCACUACAAUAACGGCCCAAGGGAUCUUGUUAGUGGUGAUCGCCCGUCCUCGUCAAGUGUGGGCGACGGGGAAAGUCAUCUUCACCCCGCGCCUCGUCCAAGGGAGCGCCGCGAGUACGAGCAAAGUUUCAGACUAUCUCGAAUUGAGGGGAUCAGGGUCGGACACGUUCAGCCGGUGUCCCUUGUGUGGGACAGAACACAUAAGAUGAAGACGCUCAGUCUGAAACCUCUCUUAUUCGAGGUGCCUGGUUUCCUGUCAGAGGAGGAGUGUCGAGUGGUGGUGCAGCUGGCUCAGCUUAAAGGUCUGAUGGAAAGCCAGAUGACAGCACCCAGCUGGGGGCAAGGGGAGCCAGACCACCCACUGCUAUCUCUGACCACUGAGGAGGUCUUUAGUCUGUUGGACCUCAACCAAGAUGGGCUGCUGCAGAAGCAGGAGAUUGUAAGCCACUCACGUUCUCGAGAUGGGACUUGGCUGAGCCCGGACAACCUGCGUCGGAUACUCACUGGACUGGAAGCCUGCUCAACAAGGAUGCUCAACCUUGAGGAGUUUAAGCGUGUUUACGAUGUGUCCCAAGGACCAGGGCAAGAGCAAAAUGGGAAGCACCGGAAUCAGUUCAAACAGAGAAGCAAACGCACCGGGCUUUAUCAAGGCCCAGGAUCCCACCACGUGCUGCAGACACUGAGAAUCAGAGUAAACAGCCUGACACGUCUGCCGACCGCAUUGGUUGACAUGAGUGAGCUACUGCAAGUGUUUCGGUUUGAGCCCGGAGACUUCAGCGAUGCUCAUCACGACAGCAGUCCUCCCCAUAAAGAGACCGCCUGUUCACACACGCGACUGGCGGGUAACACGUCCAUGCUAACAGAAGUCUCCUGCAGGUAUCUUACUGUGUUGAUCUACCUCAGCUCUGUCGAGGAAGGAGGUGAGACCACCUUUCCUGUGGCCGACAACCGUACCUACAAUGAACUGGCACUGGUCCAAGAUGGAGUUGAUUUAAGAGACACUCAGAAAACCUGUGGCCGAGGGAACCUGAGAAUAAAGCCCACUGCUGGGACGGCACUCCUCUUGUACAACCAUCUCUCUGAUGGCCAAGGUUGGAUGGGUGAGCUGGAUGAGUAUUCACUCCAUGGAGACUGCCCGGUGAAACGCGGCCUAAAAUGGGUUGCCAACAGCUGGGUCAACGUGGACCCAGAUUACCAGAUGCAGGCCCGUUACCAGAGACUAGUUGCUGAAAGGCAUCAGGCUAAGUCAGGCAUGGAGGAACAUUCCCAACCAUUUUCCCACUUGAAUCUCCAUCAGGACCUCUAGUGUACUUGUACACCCCUUGACACAUUUACCUCAGUGUUGGAUACAUUUAAAGGCAAAUCACAGUUUGGUCUUGCAUCAUCGCAUCAGUUUUAAAAGAGAAUAUUAUUAGGGAGCUCGGUGGGCUAAUGCCUUCACAUGCAAUAGAUUUUAAAAAAAAAAAAUUAAAAAUUUGUCACACCAAAAAUGUCACCUAUUUGAGAAAGAAAUGAAGGGAGUUUCUUUUCAUUUCUUUUCAGUCACUUUAACUGGCAUCUGCCGUUUCUGAAGAUAUCACUGAAGAAUGUUUAUUGGACAUCAAAACCCAAUUCCAAUCAAGUAGGGCCAUUGUGUUAAACAUGAAUAAAAACAAUACAAUGAUUUGCAAAUCAUGUUUAACCUAUAUUUAAUUUAAGACAAUACAGUAUAUUUAAUGUUCAAACUGAUAAACUUCAUUAUUUUUUGCACAUAAUCAUUAACUGAGAAUUUAAUGGCUGCAAGAUGUUCCAAAGAAGCCAGGACAGGGUCAUGUUUACCACUGUCUUAGAUUACCUUUUCUUUUCACAACAUUCAAUAUAUGUUUAGGAACUGAGGUCACUAAUUCUUGAAGCUUUGUAGGUGGAAUUCUUUCCCAUUCUUGCUUGGUGUACAGCUUCAGCGGUUCAACAGUCCAGGGUCUCAUGAUGUGCCACACAUUUUCAAUGGGAAACAGGUCUGGACUGCAGGCAGGCCAGUCUAGUACCCGCACUCUUUUACGACAAAGCCCCGCUGGUUUAACAUGUCCAGAAUGUGGUUUGGCAUUGUCUUGCUGAAAUAAUGUUAGCAGGGGCAUCCCUGAAAAAUAAAUUUGGAGGGCAGCAUAUGUUGUCUCCAAAACCUUUAUUUACCUUUCAGCAUUAAUAGUGCCUUAACAGAUGUGUUUAAGUUAUCCAUGCCAUUGGCAUCAACACAGCCCCAUGCCAUCACAGGUGCUGGCUUUUGGACUUUGCGUCCAUAACAGUCCGGAUGGAUCGGCGUCCACAAUUUCCCAAAACAAUUUGAAAUGUGGACUCAUCAAACCACAGAACAGUUUCCCACUUUGCAUCAAUCCAUCUUAGGUGAGCUCGGGCCCAGAGAAGCUGGCGGCGUUUCUGGGUGUUCUUGAUCAUUGGCUUUUGCUUUGUAUGUAGAGUUUUACGUUGCGCUUACGGAUGUAGGUAAUAAGGUAUCCACCUGUUCCCAGUUCGGCUGUUCCCCUGUGAAAUAUUCCAAUCUGAUGUUUGAUGAGCAUUGCUCAACUUUCUUUUUUGCCACCUGUGCCAGGUUUUUUUGGAACGCAUUGCAACCAUAAAAUUCUAAGUUCAUGAUUUUUUGCUAAAAACAAUAUAGAGUGUAUCAAUUUGAACAUUAAAUGUCUUGUCUGUGUGGUAUUUUCAUUUAAACAUAGGUUGAACAUGAUUUGCAAAUCAUGCUCUUCUGUUUUUAUUUUUGUUCAACACUUCAUUGAAAAUUGGGUUUGUAUUUGUGAAGUUUAAUAAUUUUAAGAUCUCAAAGGGUAUGCCACACCAACUGCCCAUUGAGGGCUCGUCUGUAUUAAAAAGAUAAAAAUAGCUGUUCAUCUUGUCACCAGUUAUGUCUAUCAAUAAUAAUUUAAUCUAUAUUUAUAACACGUUUAAUUUAUUGUUUUGUAAUAUUUAUUUGGCCAGUUGUUGGAAUGCAUAUUUAUUGAUGUUGCACUGCCUCUGUCCCUCAACUGUGUUGUAUGAAAUGAAGUGUGAAAAUGGUGAAUCAA